AAACGCAAGUGAGCACGUGUUAUAGCGAACGAUGGCUUCGUUGUUGGGUGCGCUCGUGGCGGGCUUAGUGUCCCUUGAGGGUGCCCUGUUGAUGGCCCUCUUUGGGCUUCUAUACCUCUACGUGGCACGCAGCAUGCGUUACUUUGCUGAUCGUGGUGUACCAUAUGUGCCUCCAACACCUCUUCUCGGUAAUGGCGCUGACUUCCUAACGCGUAAGCGUCACAUCACGGACGUGCUAGGUGGCAUGUAUCAGAAGUUCGCGAAGCAUCGCUUCUUCGGCUACUUCGAUUUUCUCUCACCGAUCUAUGUUGUGCGUGACCUGGAACUGGUGAAGCAGAUCUGCAUCAAAGACUUCGAUCAUUUUGUCAAUCAUCGCAUCCAGCUGGACGAGAACCACGAUCCACUGUUCGGGCGAGCGCUUUUCGCGAUGCGUGACUCGCGUUGGCGUAACAUGCGUGCUGUUCUGAGUCCAGCUUUCACUGGUAGCAAGAUGCGAUUGAUGUUUGGGCUCAUCACAAGCUACUGCGAGGCUGCCGUGCUGACGAUUCGCUCUGAGAUGGACGCCGGCGGACAGGCUGAGCUCGAGAUGAAGGAACUGUUCCGUCGGUUUGGAAACGACAUCGUGGCCACGUGCGCCUUCGGCAUCGAGAUCAACUCGUUCCGGGAUCGUGCAAACGCCUUCUAUACGCUCGGUAAGGAGCUCACCAACCUGGAAGGCCUACAAGGCCUGAAGUUCCUCGCGUUUUCGUCCUUCCCACGGUUGAUGCGCACCCUGCGGUUGCGGCUGUUUAGCGAGAAGAUGACACGCUUCUUCCGACACGUGGUGAUGGACACGAUCGCGCAGCGCGAACAGCGUGGUAUCGUGCGCCACGACAUGAUCAACCUACUGAUGCAGGCGCGCAAGCAGGAGUUGCGAUUCGACGAGAACGACAACGUUGAGACGGGACCUUCCAAGCGCACUAUGGAUUGGACCGACGAUGACGUGACAGCACAGUGCACGGUGUUCUUCUUCGGUGGCUACGACACAGUCUCGACAUUGUCCGCAUUCAUGGCCCACGAGUUGGCUGUUCACCCGGACGUACAGGAACGUCUGCGAGCGGAGAUCGACACCGUGAGGACCGCUCUCGGUGAUACUGAAAAGCUAUCCUACGAGACAUUGCAAGCGAUGCGCUACCUCGACAUGGUGGCGAUGGAGACACUGCGCAAGUGGACCCCAGCGCCUUUCCUGGAUCGAACCUGCACCAAACCGUAUGUGUUGGAGGACUACGACGGCCGCAAAGUACAGCUGCAGAAAGGUGACGGUAUCUGGGUGCCAGCGGCUGCCAUCAUGCGUGACCCGCAACUCUUCCCUGAGCCUGAUCGUUUCUGGCCGGAGCGAUUCUCCGCCGACAGUUCAUCACCAGUCGACUCCUCUGCUAUCCUGGCGUUCGGACUUGGACCACGCAACUGCAUCGGAUCCCGGUUCGCGCUGAUGGAGACGAAGGCCGUGUUCUUCUAUCUGCUCUCACACUUCCGGCUUGAGGCAGGCCCACGUACCCAGCAUCCGAUACAGCUCAAGAAGGCCAGUCUGGCACCGUCAGCCGAGAAUGGCUUCUGGAUUCGGUUCCGGCUGCGCGAGGACCAGCGUACUGUGUAGGCCUUUUUGAGGUGUUUGAUGCCUUUGAGGUCUGCGUCAGUUAAGCCCUGAGCGCACAUCGAUCAACUACGCAAUCAACUCUAUGGCCCAAGAUGACCACGCUUCAUCAUAUCGUCCUGUUACGUAUAAGGCUAGCUUGGCCAACCCAAAUACACCCAUACUCCCAUAUACUACCAAUCACGCCUAAAAGCCGUAUAUAAUUUCUAUCAAAUACUUAUCAAUCCUCCCCCUCCCCUAUACCGGAAUUAUCUGCCGCAUUCAUCUAGGAAUAGGAACGCUAGUAGAAACAACGCCCGAUGGUUCAUCCACGGCACACAUGUCUCAACUGCCUGAUGUCGGUGUCUCCUUCGCAUUCCUACAAGAGCGUGAGAUUGAACAUUGAUUAAGGAUAACGAUCGAGGACCGACAUUCGUUAGAUCACGAAUAGCUACUUACCGUUUAAAAGCGGGCUUCACUGGACAACGGCACAUGUCGCCGACCUUCCCUGUUGGUAUAUGCCAAUGACAUGGUAUAUUCCGGCCAACACCACGGGGAGGUCAGGGAAGGAUUUCGUUGGCCAUUGUUGCUUAUAUCUACCUAACACUACGCUGCUGAUCUUCGUUUUGAGAUACUACUACUGUGUGCUUUUAACUCUCGCCCUGUUGACUUUACUCUUUUUUCUCAUGCAAACAUCAAUGCGAUUCAAUCUAUGGUUUUACUCACUUCAAACUACUAAUGAUCAUAAGAGAGCGGCUUAUUCUCCUUACAGUAGCUUGUGCAUUUUACUAUUGCAAUCAUUUAGUCCUGUUCGAAUGGAUGAGAUAACUAUUUGUAUGGAUACCGCUCAGCAAACUGAGUCUUUUCUUGAUUUAAUAUUGGAAAAAUAAUGUGAAUUUUAUUUUCACCAUGAUGCCAUAGUAUAGUUUCCAAAUUGUUGCAAUAAUAAUAAGACUUUCCACCGUCGAGAAAACUAUUAAAAUAUACGCUAUCCAAUAACUUUAGUAAUAAUGAUAAAAGUCAGCCUUCUAGCCUUUCAGUUGGUUCACACCAAUGGAUCGUGAAUGCUAACUGUUAUUCCCGGGUUCUAAGCACCUUAGCUAAUGGUUGUACUUCAGUUUAUAGAAGUACAACCACCUAGAGAUAAUUUAACUAAUACGAAAGGAAACUCUUGUCUGCUAUUAAUCAAUAAGGAAA
Molecule: messenger RNA, 2809 nt
Organism: Anopheles nili
Lineage: Eukaryota; Metazoa; Arthropoda; Insecta; Diptera; Culicidae
Product: probable cytochrome P450 9f2
Exons: 2
Coding region: 32-1636 (534 amino acids)
Molecular function (GO): iron ion binding; heme binding; monooxygenase activity
Source: RefSeq, a predicted model, not a curated record